AUGGCACCCCGGAAAGUCAACCCGGCCUCGUCGUCGGCGGCGUCAAACGGCAACCACUCCACCGAGCGCACGCCUCUCCUCCAAGUCGACGAGCCCACGACCCCUCUCCCCAUCACCCCGCAAGACGAAAACGCCAUCCCGCCAAAUGAGUUCGACCUCUUACUCUCCAGGUCCAUUCCCUCCACGGGACCCUUCCUCGAGCCCGAGUCGACCGUGAACCCCCUCCUCCGCGGUCCCCGGCGCUACAGCACGGCCUCCAAACACCGCCGGCCCUCGCUCGCAAGCCGCUCCGACCGUGCCUCCGAGGCCGGAGGCAUCGCCGCCGUCGACGACGACAACGACAGCGACAACGACAACGACGAUGCCGUCUCCAUCAGCAGCAGCGUCGCCUCGACACCGUUCCUAAACGGCAUCUCCCGCUCCCGCUUCUGGUUCAUCUUCUCCGAGAUCCUCCUCACCUACUUCAUCGCCUGCUUCGACGGCACCAUCAUGGCCUCGUCCCACCCCGUCAUCACGUCCUACUUCAAGGCCUCCAACAGCGCCUCGUGGCUGUCGACGGCAUUCUUGUUGACGUCCUCGGCCUUUCAGCCCAUCUUGGGCCGGUUGUCGGACAGCGUGGGCCGGAAGCCGCCGUACGUCGCCACCAUGGUCAUCUUUUGCCUCGCGACGGUGUGGUGCGCGCUCGCGCAGAGCAUGACGAGCUUCAUUCUCGCCCGGGCGGCGUGUGGACUUGGCGCCGGCGGGAUGAUGACGCUGGGUAGUAUCAUUGUUAGCGAUUUGGUUCCAAUUGAGAACCGCGGCGCAUACCAAUCCUACAUCAACAUGAUCUAUGGCGUCGGCUCCGCCCUCGGCGCGGCCUUGGGCGGCGCCAUGGCCGACCACCUCGGCUGGCGCUGGGAAUUCGGCAUCCAGGUCCCGCCCCUCAUCAUCUGCUGCAUCAUUGCCAUGAUCGCCGUCCCCAGCGACCUGGGCAUGGCCGGCACCAAGCGGGAGAGCUUUGUCGAGGCCCUCAAGGCUUUUGAUUUCAAGGGCUCCAUCCUCCUGACCACGGCCAUCACCUUCUUCGUUCUGGGUCUUAACCUCGGAGGAAAUGUUCUCCCUUGGUCCCAUCCUCUCGUAAUCGCAUCUCUCGCCAUCUUUGGCGUCUGCUUCCCCGUCUUCCUCUACGUUCAAUCCUACGUCAGCCGCCCCAUCAUGCCCCUUUACCUCGUCCGCCGCUCGCCCCGAAUGAACCUCAUCUUUUCAAACUUCUUUGCGGCUCUCCUCAGCAAUGCCAUCCUCUUCAACAUCCCCCUCUUCUUCCAAGCCGUCCUCCUCACAACAGCAACCUCGUCAGGCCUCAACCUCGUCCUCCCCUCCAUCGUCUCCUCCAUCGUCGGCACAGCAACAGGCUUCCUAAUCACCUACACACGCCGCCUCAAAUGGCCUGCCCUUACCGGCGCCGUAGGCCUCCUCGUCGGCACAAUCGCCCUCUCCACCAUGCGGCGCGGCUGGCCCUCCUGGGUCUACCUCCUCUGCCUCGUCCCCUCCUCCAUCGGCCAGGGCUUCCAGUUCCCCGGAACCUUCAUGGCCGUCCUCGCCGCCAGCGAACAGCGCGAGCAGGCUGUCGUGACCAGCACCCUCAUCCUCUGGCGCUCGCUCGGCAUGGUGUUGGGCGUGGCGAGCAGCAGUCUCGUCGUGCAGAAUGCGCUGGUGGGGUAUCUGGACGAGUACGUACAGGGCCCGGACAAGGACGAGGUGAUUCGCAAGGUGAGGGAGAGCGUCGAGUCGAUUGUGAAGUUGCCGGCUGCGUACCGCGAGCAGGUCGUCAUGAGUUACGAGGCGGCUUUGCGGACAACGUUUUUGUGUUGUGUCGUGAUUGCUUUUGUCUCGGUGGCCCUGCUUGUCCCAAUCAAGUUACCCAGACUGGGUGCGAGGAAGACAAGCCGGUAA
Colletotrichum fioriniae is the source of this 1932-nucleotide messenger RNA. RefSeq lists its product as uncharacterized. Gene Ontology annotation, molecular function: basic amino acid transmembrane transporter activity. Lineage: Eukaryota; Fungi; Ascomycota; Sordariomycetes; Glomerellales; Glomerellaceae. Gene Ontology annotation, cellular component: fungal-type vacuole membrane. Gene Ontology annotation, biological process: transmembrane transport; basic amino acid transport. The record is from RefSeq and is a predicted model, not a curated record.